Messenger RNA from Coffea arabica (coffee), 1718 nucleotides. Its product is annotated as UDP-glucose iridoid glucosyltransferase-like. Gene Ontology annotation, molecular function: UDP-glycosyltransferase activity. Lineage: Eukaryota; Viridiplantae; Streptophyta; Magnoliopsida; Gentianales; Rubiaceae. The record is from RefSeq and is a predicted model, not a curated record.
AGCAUGUUGCUUUCGGUCAUGACUCAUGAGCCAAAGUGAAUGUUGACUCCCCAAGGUGUGGUCAUCAUAACGAUUGAUUUCCACACCUCCACGGAAAAUCAAGAUCCUGAGCUUCAUGAAACAGAUAUAAGGACUAGCUGGUAACUACCAUCCUCCAGUUUUAUGGGAUCAAUGGAGAGAGAUAUGGAACAAUGCAGAACUCGAAAACAUACAGUAGUGUUAGUUCCGCCGCCCCUUCAGGGGCACAUGACUCCAAUGCUUCAGCUGGGGAGUAUUCUUUACUCUAAAGGGUUCUCAAUUGUAGUUGCACACUCCGAAUUCAGACCACCCGAUCCUCUAAACCAUCCUGGAUUCAUCUUUCACGCCUUGUCGGACAAUCUAUCUGGCUAUCAGGCCUCUAUCAACAAUUUACUGGAUCUCAUAUCCGCUAUCAACAGCAACUGCAGAGCACCUCUGCAGGACUACAUGGUUCAACUCAUGGAAGAUCAGAAGCUGCAGGGCUACCAGGUUUCUUGUAUGAUAUAUGAUGCACUCUUGUUCUUUGUUGAUUCGGUCUCUACUCAUCUAAAGAUUCCAAGCAUUAUUUUAAGGCCUAAUAUGGCUGCUUACAUGCUAUCUUGUCACUGCAUCUGCAAACUUCAAGCAGAAAAUCGUAUUCCUUUUCCAGAGUCCAGGCUGCAGGAACCUGUGCCAGAGCUCCAUCCUUUGAGGUUUAAGGAUUUACCCUAUCCAAUUACUAAUGCAAUCCCAGAAUGGCUUAUGGAUUUCAACGCUUCUUCAAUCAACAUACGCUCUUCUGUGGCCACCAUUUGGAAUACAACAGAUUGUCUUGAGCAUUCAACCUUAUCACGGCUUCAGCAAUGUUACAAAGUUCCAUGCUUCCCAAUUGGGCCUCUCCACAAGUUGGAGGCUGCAGCCACAGCUACUAGUUUCCUGGAAGAGGAUCAGAGUUGCAUUUCUUGGCUCGAAAGGCAACCUCCAAAUUCAGUGAUCUAUAUAAGCUUGGGCAGCAUCGCGUGCAUAAAUGAACAAGAGCUAACAGAAACAGCUUGGGGACUGGCAAACAGUGGCAUUCCAUUUAUAUGGGUUCUUAGGUCAGAUUCUAUAGAUGGAUCUCAGUUGGAUGAUCACUUUCCUGAGGGCAGUUUCAAAUCUUUACUAGGAGAAAGAGGCCUAAUAUUCAAAUGGGCACCUCAGAAAAAAGUUUUGGCACAUAGGGCCGUGGGGGGAUUUUGGAGCCACUGCGGCUGGAAUUCAACAAUAGAAAGCAUCUGCGAAGGCGUUCCAAUGAUUUGCAGACCACAUUUUGCUGACCAAAUUGUAAAUGCAAGAUACUUGACUUAUGAAUGGAAGGUAGGCCUGGAAAUUGAGAACGUGGUGGAUAGAGGGAGCAUUGAGAAAUCUAUAAGACGACUAAUGGUUGAGGUAGAAGGCAAAGAAAUGAGGCAAAGAAUGUUAAUUAUGAAAGAUAAACUAGAAGCGGGUUUGCAGAAAGGUGGUUCUUCGUAUGAGUCCUUAAAUGACUUGACAGAGUUCAUCACCUCAGUCUCGUCAGCAGCAGGGCAAUGACAAGGUCAAGCCGAUGUUCCAGCAACCAUAUCAAAUCAUACUACUUAUGUAUGCUCAUGGAUUUCACAUUUCCACUUUUGAAUAAAAAAUAUGAUCUCAAUAGGGAGGUAUAAAGAUUUGGAAGUUAUAACCUUGAGCUGCUGUUCCCA